Molecule: messenger RNA, 1877 nt
Organism: Vespa velutina
Lineage: Eukaryota; Metazoa; Arthropoda; Insecta; Hymenoptera; Vespidae
Exons: 3
Coding region: 516-893 (125 amino acids)
Source: RefSeq, a predicted model, not a curated record
AAUUUAACACAUUGCGUACGAGUCACGAGAUAUCUCGUUUUCAUGUUUUUUCGACUGAAUCGAUAACUUAAGCAACCAGGACAAAUGUUUUUGUUACGUUACCAGGGUAAUGAAGCCUUGAGCGUUCUUAUGACAAAUGAUUAGCGAAAUAACUGAAUGUUGACAUUUUGAAAAUGCAAAAAUAAUCAAUAUAGUCAGUACAUCAAUAGAUCUGUGCCGAUCGUCGUAUGUACCAUACCUUAUAAAUUGUUUUAUUAUUGUACAUUUUGGAAUUUUAAAGUUCGUGUUUUAAUUUGCCAUAAUUCUAUAAAAGUAGCAAAAUGACAUAUAGAUGUAAUGAAAAUGAAAAUCGAAGUGAAUUGCUGUUUGAUGAUUUAUCGGAUGCACCAAACAACACUUGCGAUGAAAAUUAAUUCAAUGAUAGCAGCAAUAUUUUUGAAUUAAGUGAUGUGAUUAGACAUAGAAGAAGACUGAAUAAAAAAUAUAAUUUUUCAAGCAAAAGUGAAGAUUCGGAGAUGGAGGCUGAUAAGCCUAUAAUUGAAGAAUGGACCGAUGAGAAUACUUUUCCAAAUCUGGAACCUUUUAAAGGAAUUUGUGGUACGUCAACAUCAUUACAAAGAAACUGCAGUGUGAAGGAAGCUGUCGAUUGUAUAUUUGGCAAUGAAUUUUUCCAAAUUAUUUCUCCAGAAACAAAUCGUUAUCAUUUACAAAAUGUACAUAAAUAUAAGGCUAAUUCUAAACAAGGAAAUUGUCUCAUGUUCAAAAGUAAAAAAUUUGUUCGGAGUAUUUUAAUGAGACAAAUACGAAAGGAAAACAUAAAAAAAUACUGGUUCGUGGAUCCAUAUUUGGCUACCUCUUCAAAAUUAAUGAGUAGGAACAGAACCUGUCACUAAAUGAAACCAUGAUCCCUUGGCAUGGAAAAUUAAAAUUUAAGAUGUACAAACCACGAAAGCUUACUAAAUAUGGAAUACUUGUAGGAGUAUUAUCGGAGAGUCAAAUUAGAUAUAUAUGUAAUAUAGAAAUUUAUUGUGGACAAGGCAAAAAACUGCAGGAUACUGUAACAACGAUUUUUACACCGCAUUUCGGAUAUUAGCACCACCUUUAUAUGGAUAACUAUUAUAAUACUUUGAAUAUUGAUGAAUUCUCAUUACAAAAUAAAAUUCGAAUAUGUGGCACAAUACGCGCCAAUAGAUUAUCAAGAUGUUUGAAAAUAAAGUCGUUAAAUCUAAAAAAAGGGGAGAGUAUUUUCAAACGGAAACGUGAGAUUUUUUUGCAAAUUUGGAAAGAUAAAAGAGAGGUACGAAUGAUUUCGACAUUUCAUAAAUUUGAAAUGGUUGAAUCUACUGGAAAAUAUAAAACCAUGCAGAAGCCAAAAUGCAUUGCAGACUAUAAUUUAAACAUGAACGGUGUCGACCUUACUGAUCAGUAUCUAUCAAAUUACUCAAUAUUGAGAAAAACAAUUAAAUGGUCAAAAAGAUAGUAUUAUAUCUCAUCAACUGCGACCUGUUCAAUGCAUUCAAGAUCUAUAAUUCGUGUAAUAAUGAAAAAAUGAAAUAUAAAGAUUUUCUACUUGCUCUGAUGAAAUUAUGGACGACGGAAGAAAAAUCAAAGGAUACAGUUAUGGAUAUAGAACAAAGUAAUACAACAAAUCUACGUAUCAUCUACGCUUCGACUCACUAUAUAGACUCUCUGAUAAUAUUAAACAGCAUAUACUUGAACCAAUAAUGAGUAAAGGCAAGAAGAAGUUCCCAACCAAACAAUAUAAAGUUUGUUCGUCCAAUGGAAAAAGGAGUGAAACAAGAUACUGUUGCAAAUCGUGUCGAACACUAUUGCACAAUGGAGUAUGCUUUACCAGAUAUCACACUCUAAAGCAUUAU